Molecule: messenger RNA, 1372 nt
Organism: Brassicogethes aeneus
Lineage: Eukaryota; Metazoa; Arthropoda; Insecta; Coleoptera; Nitidulidae
Source: the annotation of a GenBank genome assembly
CUGUAGUAUAACCUCAAAAAUAAAACAACAUACCUCUGUCAAAAAACCCUUAACAAACCGUUUUCCUAAUUGCAAAAAAGAAAAACACAAAUAUUUAUUAAUAAAUACACAUUGGCUAAUCUUAUUAUGGAAGACUCAUUAAAUACCAAAAAGCAAUGCCUUGUUUUAAGUGUGAUAGAUUUUCUUCAAGACGAAUUAGUUAAAGGCAGUUUAAACGACGAACACAAAGAAUCCAUUGAAGUAGCAAUUCAGUGCCUUGAAUCGGCUUUCGAGUUAGAUAAUGUUAGGGAAAAAUUAGAGAAUGAUAAAGUUGACUUGUUAUCGCUUGUAAAUGUUAAACCAAAGGUUGAAGUUAGUGAAGAGCAAAGGGCCAUAGCUGAGGAAUCUAAAAACUUGGGUAAUACACACAUGAAAAAUGCUUCCUAUGUUGAGGCUGUUGAGGAGUACACUAAGGCUAUCGAAUUAAAUCCAAACAAUGCAGUUUAUUUUUGUAAUAGAGCUGCUGCAUACAGUCGGUUAGAAAAACAUUUAGAGGCCAUUAUUGAUAGUCAGGAAGCUAUUCGUUUAGACCCCACUUAUGGAAAGGCCUAUGGUAGACUAGGGAUUGCAUAUUCAAACUUAAACAAAUACGAGGACGCUAGAAAAGCCUAUUUAACUGCCCUUAAGUAUGAUCCUGGUAACUCCAUGUAUGAGACUAAUUUAAAACUUGCUGAGGAGAGGUUAUAUGCUAACAUGGAAAGUGCAGCUCCACCAGAACACAGACCUUUGGACAUAGGACAAUUCAUUAAUAACCCUAAUCUUUUGAACAUGGCUACACAAAUGCUUAGUGAUCCCAAUUUUAGAGAUAUAAUGUCUGGUAUUAUGAACAUGGGUAAUUCCGGUGAACCUGGUUUUGAUGCCCUUAUGCAAGUAGGACAAACUUUAGCUACAAGGAUGCAAGAGGAAGACCCAUCUUUUGUGGACAACUUUAGAAGACAAGUGAACCAGAAUGCGCCAACUUCUGACACCAAACCCCCAGAAAACAACCAAAAUGACAAAAAAACAGAGUAAUUCAAUCUAAAAUUAAAAUUAAGUACAUAGAUUUAUCAAAUUUGUAAGAAUAAUUCAUUAUUUUCUAUUUAAAAAUAAACAAGUAUGGGCUAAAAGUCCAUUUAAUUGAAUUAUUUUAAUAUUAGGGAAUAUUCAGGUUAAUUCAGUUGUGCUCUACAAUAAAAAAAAAUUUGUUUGGGUUUGUUGUUUUUUUUAUUUUGGUGACUUGUUUGCUUUAGAUUUCAUAUGUAUAAGGUUUGACCCCCUAGCAUUUUGUUUUUUAUUUUAUUAUACUACUACAUAUUUUUUUAUCAAUGUUGAUGUAUUUAAAAUUGUGUAAAUA